AUGAAGACAUCCUCCCUGGUCUCUCUCCUCAGCGCCGUCGUGCCCGCUCUUGCGGCGCCGAACGGCCUCACCCUCCGGGCUGAUCCACCAGCCUUCGUCGAGGGCAAGUACAUCGUCCAGCUCAAGCCCGGUACGAGCCCGGACGCCGUCACCUCACACCACACCACGGUGCGCAGCCUCCUGCGCCGCCGCGACGGGUCAGCCGGCGCCCUGGAGAAGACGUUCCAGAUCGGGGACUUCAACGCCUACAGCGGCAGCUUCGACGACGCCACCCUCGCCGCCAUCUCUGAUCUCGACGAGGUCCUCGCCGUCGAGCGCGACCAGGUCAUCCGCGUCGACCAGACCGAGGGCACGUCACACAUCCUCCCGGAGCGCGCGCUGACGACGCAGGCGGACAGAAUUUGGAGCCUGGGGGACCUGUCGCACCUCGAGGCCGGCGCGACCGAGUAUGUCUACGACGAGACGGCCGGCGAGGGCACGACGGCGUACGUGCUUGACACCGGCAUCCGGCUGUCGCACGAGGAGUUCGAGGGCAGGGCCAGCUUUGGCAUCAACGGCGUCACUGGAUCGACGACGCCCAACGGCACGAACUCGGACACGGCCGGCCACGGCACGCAUGUUGCGGCCACUAUUGUCGGCAAGACCUACGGCGUGGCGAAGAAGGCCAAGGUCAUUGAUGUCAAGGUGUUUGAGGGCGAUACGGGCUCCACCUCGGCCAUCCUCACGGGAAUCACCUGGGCCGUGAACGACAUCAAGUCGAAGGGCGCUCAGAAGAAAUCCGUCCUGAACAUGUCACUCAGCGGCAGGGACGUCCCGGCCCUGGACAACGCAGUCCUGGCGGCAUACAACGAGGGCAUCCUCAGCAUCGUAGCAGCCGGCAACGACAACCAGCCCGCCACCGACGCCUCGCCCGCCAGGCUGCCCGAGUCCUUCACCGUGGGCAUGACGCAGCCCGACCGCGCCCGCGUCAACGUCAUCGAGGGCAUCUACGGCAGCGCCUACGGGCCGGAGCUCGACGUCUUCGCCCCCGGCCGCGACAUCGUCAGCGCGAGCCACCUGUCCGACACGGGCUCCCGGUCCGCGACCGGCACCAGCAUGGCGACGCCGCUCGUCGCCGGGCUCGUGUGUUACCUCCGGGGCCUCGAGGGCGGCUUUGGGACGCCCAAGGAGGUCACGGACCGGAUCCUUGAGCUGGCCAUCCCGGACGUUGUGGCGGACCCCGAGGGCUCGCCAAACUUAUUGGUGAACAAUGGAAGCGGUCGCUAA
This is a messenger RNA of Diaporthe citri, 1266 nucleotides long. RefSeq lists its product as uncharacterized. Gene Ontology annotation, biological process: proteolysis. Gene Ontology annotation, molecular function: serine-type endopeptidase activity. Bases 1 to 1266 code for a protein of 421 amino acids. The transcript has 2 exons. The record is from RefSeq and is a predicted model, not a curated record. Lineage: Eukaryota; Fungi; Ascomycota; Sordariomycetes; Diaporthales; Diaporthaceae.